This is a messenger RNA of Achroia grisella, 277 nucleotides long. Its product is annotated as venom peptide BmKAPI-like. The record is from RefSeq and is a predicted model, not a curated record. The transcript has 3 exons. NCBI's taxonomy places the organism in Eukaryota, Metazoa, Arthropoda, Insecta, Lepidoptera, Pyralidae. Bases 2 to 277 code for a protein of 91 amino acids.
UAUGUCGUCAUAUGUAUUUUGUAUUUGUUUGUUCUCUGUAAUUGCAAAUGUUGUUUAUUUAUCACCGAUAGAUGAAAACAAGACAUUUGAAUGUGCUGCUAAUGAGAGAUAUAUUAAAUGCUACCAUGAGAUCUGUUUUCGAACCUGCGAACACCUUGAAAAUCCCUUCCCGUGUGCUGCGGUAUCUUCAGACUGCUACGCACCGGCUUGUCUUUGUCUAGAAGGUCAAUUGAGGGAUAAUAAUGGAAAAUGCAUUAUGUCAGAUCAAUGUUAUUAA